GGGGAGGAGGGGGAGGAGAGCAGAGCAGGAGCCUGCAGGAAUCAGAGACCUUUCUUUUGUCCUCUCGUUCUCGGGACCCCGACACAUGGGGUCAACGCGGGCUGAAUGGGUUCCUACUGAAAAGACUGCCUCGGACUCGGACGCACGCAGACGCCGAUGAGAGAGCGCGCGCUAAUUAGGAAAACCUGGUCGAGCAAUUAACACCGAGGAGAGAAGCCGCGCGGAAAGAGCUCUUUUAGCGCCCUGGUCACCUUGGCACCAUGAGUUGGAGCUUCCUAACCCGUCUGCUGGAUGAGAUCUCCAACCACUCCACCUUCGUGGGGAAGAUCUGGCUGACUGUGCUCAUCAUCUUCCGCAUCGUGCUGACAGCCGUCGGCGGUGAAACCAUCUACUACGAUGAACAGAGUAAAUUUAUCUGCAACACGCAGCAGCCCGGUUGUGAGAACGUGUGCUACGACGCGUUUGCUCCGCUCUCGCACGUACGAUUCUGGAUCUUUCAGGUGAUCUUGAUCACCACCCCCACCAUUAUGUACCUGGGCUUCGCCAUGCACAAGAUUGCUCGCAUGGAUGACAACGAGUACCGGCCCGUCCGGAGCCCCAAGAAGAGGAUGCCCAUCGUCAGCCGCGGGGCAGUUCGAGAUUACGAGGAAGCCGAGGACAAUGGAGAGGAAGACCCCAUGAUAGCUGAAGAGAUUGAACAAGACAAGCCUGACAAAGAAGAAAAAAGCUCCGAGAAAAAGCAUGACGGCCGUCGGCGGAUCCUGCGCGACGGCCUGAUGAAAGUCUACGUGUGCCAGCUGCUGUGGCGCUCCUCCUUCGAGGUCGCCUUCCUUUUCGGCCAGUACGUCCUCUACGGCUUUGAGGUGAUACCCUCCUACGUCUGCACUCGCUCGCCGUGCCCGCACACCGUGGACUGCUUUGUGUCCCGCCCCACCGAGAAGACCAUUUUCCUGCUGGUGAUGUACGUCGUGUCUUUCCUCUGCCUGCUCCUCACCCUCUUUGAAAUCAUCCAUUUGGGCGUGGGUGGCAUCCGCGACACCUUCCGCAAGCGGGCCAUGCUCGGCUCACGUGCCCCCCUUCCGUCCUCCUCGCGUUCCAUGCCCACGGCUCCGCCCGGCUACCACGCCACCGUCAGGAAGGAGAAACUGAAAGGAGACCUGAGGGACUCGCCGAUGGCCGACUCCGGGCGGGAGAGUUUCGGGGACGAGGGGCCGUCGUCCAAAGAGCUGGAGCGGUUGAGGAGGCACCUGAAGCUGGCCCAGCAGCACCUGGACCUGGCCUACCAGGUCGAUGAGGGAAGCCCUUCACGGAGCAACAGCCCCGAGGUCAACGCGGCUGCACAGACGGCCGCCGAGCAGAAUCGCCUCAACUUUGCCCAGGAAAAGCAGGGGGAGGCAAGCGAGAAAGGAAUACAUGCCUGAGCGUGCUUCCUGCCUCAAACGUCUGUUCUUCCAUUCCCACUGGCCUUAAACACAUGGAGGAAGCACAUAUCGGAGUGCAGUCAGACCACUGAGGGAGACCACUGCGUGUGUGUGUGUGUGUGUGUGUGUGUGUGUGUGUGUGUGUGUGUGUGUGUGUGUGUGUGUGUGUGUGUGUGUGUGUGUGUGUGUGUGUGUGUGUGUGUGUGUGUGUGUGUGUGUGUGUGUGUGUGUGUGGAUGAGAGAAAUAAGCCUUUCAGUAUUAGGGGUCAGAAAGAAAAGAGAAAAAUGCUGACCAAGCUGUGUUGUGACAAAUGGUUCAUCUCCAGGACUCUAAACUUGAAAGCCGGCCACAUCUCUGGUUACUGCAUGCUGACCUCCUUCCAAACCUUGACUGUGCCUUCGGCUGAAACCUUGUCUACACCCUGUUCUUUCGCCUGCUCUUGUGUUUUUGUGGCCAUGCAGUAAUCCUCGUCCAUUUCAGACCUUGUAAGGAUUAUCGAAAGCUUUAAAGUCCUCUGGCCAAGUGUGCUUGUGUUGUCUCCCUCACAAAGAGAGGCUCUCUAUUUAUGAAAUGUCGCCGAAUGUUGGUCUCACUUUUGACAAUCUCAAAGAACGCAGCCUUUGGUUAUGUCAUUUCUGGAGCGUGUGCAGCAACAAGGGCGGCCUAACCUACGCUAGAUGAGUCCUGUUUAAUUCAAACAGAUUAAUGUUGGGGAUUAUUGGCGUUGAUCAGCCACAAACCACACCAUUUCAGAAAUAUUUGACAGAAUUUUGAAGCCUGUAUAUUUACUCCAAUCGGCCAAAAUGUUUACCUGGGAAAUGCUUGAAUUCUUUAACGACAGGAAAUGUUCCUAAGAAUAAAUUUUUUUCUUUUGUACAAUCAAUUCAUUUAAAAUAUUCCAUAUUUUUACCAGUACUUAACUCCAAUAUUUACUUUUGUCUAGAAGGGAAGUUUUGGCAUCACAAAUGCCAGCUAUUUCACACGCUCUUAGAUGUCAGUAAACCCCUUCUUUCCUAAAUGCAGUACUAUAAAAGAAAAAAUUAUUCAUCACAAUGUUAGUCAUUGCAGAAAUUUAAAGAACAAUUUUUUUUUGUGAGUUUUUUUUUUUUUUUUUGGCUAACAGCUG
Molecule: messenger RNA, 2548 nt
Organism: Perca fluviatilis (European perch)
Lineage: Eukaryota; Metazoa; Chordata; Actinopteri; Perciformes; Percidae
Product: gap junction gamma-1 protein-like
Exons: 5
Coding region: 261-1421 (386 amino acids)
Biological process (GO): cell communication
Cellular component (GO): connexin complex
Source: RefSeq, a predicted model, not a curated record